AUCACUUUACCCUGAUUCUCUCCUGACUCCUGAGCACCCAGGGUUCCUUCACGGGGCCUCCUCUCCUUCCUGAUGGCUCUGCUGGUCUCACUUCCUGGAGGGAUUCCAGACAUGUCUUCGGUCCUGCUUCUGCUGCUGGCAGCAGCCUGCCUGCAAGCUGGGAACUCAGCAGGAUACAACAGAGGAAAUACCUUUGGUAUCAACCAACCAGCACGCCUCUCUGGUGUCCAGGGCGGCUCCAUCGAGAUUCCCUUCUCCUUUUACUUCCCCUGGGAGUUGGCGAAGGAUCCACAGAUGAGGAUUAUCUGGAGAUGGAAGCAGUUCCAUGGGGAAUAUAUCUACAUCUCCUCCUCGGGUUUCAUACAUGAGCAUUUCAAGAACCGGCUCAUCCUGAACUGGACAGAGCCUCAGACAUCCGGAGUCCUCAGAAUCCUGGACUUGAAGGAGAAGGACCAGACAGUGUACUUCUGCCAAGUCCGUCUGAACACAAAACAUCGCAUAGAGCAGUGGCAGUCACCUGGUGGGACCCAACUCAACAUCACCCCAAGGAAGCACAUCCCAGCAGUCAGCACCCCCAUGCAGAGCCCCUCCAUCGUCACCUCUGCAGUCACCUCGGCUGGACUGGAGGACACAGAGGGCCAGAGGAAUCCUUCACUUGUGAACCUGGGAGCCACGGUCGGGGUGGUGGUGGCCACGGCUGUGCUCAUAACCCCCGUCUAUGUGAUGCUGAUCUUCCUCUGGUGGAAGAAAAGGCCAGCAGACUGAAGCUGAACCCCAGCCAGGUGAACAGCUGUCAUCCCAAGGAGCAGGCACAGCACUGUCUGCUUGUCCCCAGCUACCAGAAAACCAGGGGCCAGCAUCGCUCACCAGGGGGGUGAGUUUCCAUCAAAGUAGGAUUUGCUGGCCACACUUGCUGUAUAUCAAGCCCUUCCCUGACCACAGCCUGGAAAUCAGAGAGCAGGGCUGCAGGCCUGUGCUGUGAAACAUCUGUCCAUGGACAGGUACAGAAGAGAACCCCACUUCUGCCACGUGUGCUCUGAUUUCCUUUCCUUGGAACCCAGUCAGCUUGUCUUUGCUGGUCCUGGGAUCCCAACUCUGCUGUUUCCUAUCUGUCCAUGGAAUUAAUAACACUUUUUAAUAAAUAUCCUACU
Molecule: messenger RNA, 1151 nt
Organism: Alexandromys fortis (reed vole)
Lineage: Eukaryota; Metazoa; Chordata; Mammalia; Rodentia; Cricetidae
Product: paired immunoglobulin-like type 2 receptor beta
Exons: 5
Coding region: 73-765 (230 amino acids)
Molecular function (GO): MHC class I protein binding
Source: RefSeq, a predicted model, not a curated record